Wallemia mellicola CBS 633.66 is the source of this 964-nucleotide messenger RNA. RefSeq lists its product as hypothetical. Gene Ontology annotation, cellular component: nucleolus. The record is from RefSeq and is a predicted model, not a curated record. The transcript has 3 exons. NCBI's taxonomy places the organism in Eukaryota, Fungi, Basidiomycota, Wallemiomycetes, Wallemiales, Wallemiaceae. Bases 1 to 951 code for a protein of 316 amino acids. Gene Ontology annotation, biological process: maturation of SSU-rRNA from tricistronic rRNA transcript (SSU-rRNA, 5.8S rRNA, LSU-rRNA).
AUGUCAGACGAUGAAGAUUAUAGAAAAGCUGCUCUCAGAGCUUUAGAAGCGACACUUGAAAGUCAAUUCGCAGCUCCUUCAGAUAAUCAUCUAAGUGAUGAGGCUCUAAGCGACGACGAUGGUCAGGACGAUAACGCGGAACCAAAUGAAGAGGAAUUUGAUAGUGAUGAUGAUAUUAUUGGUGAAAGUACAGCCGCUGAAGUUGAUGAACUCUUUAGCCUUGGAAAAAAUAAAGGGAAAGCGAAAGAAAUCAAUGAUGAUACCAAUAAGAAACUACAAAAUCAGCCAGAGGUUGUCGUAUUCGGUGAAAAUACCAGUUCAUCAGCACCUAGGGAUAAGGAUAGCAAACGAGCACAGAAGGCAUUCAUGUCAUCUAAAAUAGAUAAAGUACAAAAAGGCCCAUCACAAAAUACAAAUGCUAAACAACGCAAACCAAUCUCAGAAUUGAGUGAAAUCGAUAAGACAAAUCUAGAGAAUGACAAAGAGUUAGAACAUCUUCUCCACUCUCAGCUCUUUACAAUGCCCGAAAACACUAAGAAUAUGAAAGCAGGUGAUAAAAUGCGAAUGUAUGAAGGUCGCUUGUUAGAGAUAGCAGGUAAAGCAAAACUCGGAUCUGGUGCUGCAAAUUUAAAGAAAAAGGAGCACAAAAAUGCCAGUGGUUUAAUUCGUACCGGUUUAGAACGUCGUGAGAAGGAAGUCAAACAAAACGAACUUCAACGCGCUAAAGAUCUUGGAAUUUAUGACAAAUCACUCAAACACGUUUACGAAGAUGCAGAAAGUGGGAAGAAAUCUGUCAAGCGUUCAUUCGGUAAUGUUAAUGCUGAUCGUGACAACAAAAGACAAAAAGGUCUCGGUAUGGGUGUCGGUAAAUUCAAGAAUGGUAUGCUUACAAUAUCGAAAUCUGAAAUUGAUUCUGUAAAUUCUCAACCAAAGCGGAAAGGUAAAAAAUAGAGCUUUUCGUGGA